This is a messenger RNA of Erpetoichthys calabaricus (reedfish), 4166 nucleotides long. It is a transcript of the gene tcaim, whose product is annotated as T cell activation inhibitor, mitochondrial. The record is from RefSeq and is a predicted model, not a curated record. Gene Ontology annotation, cellular component: mitochondrion. Lineage: Eukaryota; Metazoa; Chordata; Cladistia; Polypteriformes; Polypteridae. The coding region runs from base 317 to 1759 and encodes 480 amino acids. The transcript has 10 exons.
UAGUUUAUCGAUUGUUUACUUCUGGCAGAUGGUGCGACGCGCGAGUAGCUGGCGGGUGAAAUUCCUAAGUGGGCAUUACAUGUCCACCUUCCAGAAGUGCCGGGUGACGUUGACGAGCGGCCUCGUCGUUCUGUUGUUGUUGUUGUUGUUGUUGACCGAGCUGCACGGUUUUCAUGUUGUUGCUUGAUGGCCUCUGAAGAGGACUUCGUCGUGGACGACGUAACUACGCUACCACCAACUCUUGUCCUUGGGUGUAGGACGUUGUAAUCCUGGUGCUUUAUGUUGUAUCGGGAGCCACUUGGGUAUUGAGGACGAGAUGACCAUCCUACACCUUCUACGCAAUGUAACCAGGGUUCAUCUGGAGAGUCAUUUUGUCCAACAGCUUUCCCAGGCAAGAGCUCUGACUGGUGCAGAAGCAGUCAAUGCCCUGAGACCCUUCUAUUUUGCUGUCCAUCCAGACUUUUUUGGCCAAUAUCCAGAAGAGCGGGAAGUGAAUGAAAACUCACUCAAGAGAUUAAAUGGUUACUUAGAGAGUCUCCAAAAGCCAGGACGCCGAUCACUAAAGCCAAUGCCUCUUACUUUUUAUGUCCGGGAUGCAGCAGACAGAGGUUUCAGAACAGUCAACUUCACAUUAGAGACCACUGACAUUCAGAGCACAGUGUUGGUUGUCCUGAAAUCCUGCAGUUUGUCCACCGAUCACAUUCAUCCUGGUGACACGCAGCAGCAGGACAAAUUGGCAACUUCAGUUCCUUUCUACAGACCAAUUAGAUGGGAUAAGACGUAUUAUGCUUUUACUGGAUAUAAAGAUCCAGAAGAAGAGCUGGAACUGGCUAAAAAAGUGGAGCCCAAGCUCGGUUUAUGGUUAAUCAGAAAUGAAGCCCAAGCAACAAAGAAGCAGAAGGAAAGCCUGUCCCUCCGAUUGGAACUUAAAAGACUAAAAAAAGACCUCUGCCAUCACCUUGGACUUUCUGAUAUAAGGUGGCAGCGGAGCUGGGCACUUGCCCACAAAUGUAGCCAGUUGCACAGUUUGAGUCGUCUCUCACAGCAGAAUCCUGAAGCUGUUAAGGGCCUGAAAGGUCACACUGUAAUAUUUACUGAUCAGUCAGGAAUAAAUGCUGCUGGACAUGUCAUGUUGGGAACAACGGAUGUACACCACCAAUGGGCCAAAAUGUUGGAGAAGCUACCAAAUUAUUCAAAACUCUUGGUUGAGGUCUCCAAACUAGAGGAACGCAUAAGCCAUCUUCUAGGAGGGAUGCAGGUGAUUUACAUCGAGAAGCUACAACCGUUGUUGAUGCUAGAAGAAUAUUAUAGUAUGCUGAGUGCUUUCUACAAGCGACUCUUGACAAAGAGAAUACCUUUUCAUCCACGAAGCUUAGAAGGGCUGCAGAUGACCUUGGAGAAUGACUCUUCCAGUCCAAGGCUAGAUGACCUGGGCCAUUUUAACAUACCUAUCAUCUUUGACCCUUCAACUCUCCAUUGGUUUGUUCAAACAAAUGCACAAGAGGCAAGACAACGAAUAAAAAGGAAAGAGGAAUUAGAAGCAGAAGAAAAUGCUCUUGUUCUGAUCUGCACUGAGAGGCUGUCCCUCAAGAGACUGUAUAAGGAGUCCAGCAUUUCCAAUACACAGAUGAUACCGUGUUGUCAGCGACUGAUAGAGGAGGGCUUUCCACUUCUUCAAGGGAUGUAUCUCUGCGUGUCACACUUCUAUUCAGUUCUGCAAGAUGGAGACAUGUGUAUUCCUUGGGACUGGAAGAAAUGAGCAGGGAAACUUAAACGAAGCAGCAAAACAGGCACAGAGGAGUACUGGUGAAGCAAUCUGAAAAACGGAUGGUGUGACCUGUGGUUGUUUUUAUUUAUAACACGCUGGAAUUGAAUGUUUGAGUUGGAAAGACUUCACUGAGGCAAAUGGUUAUCAUGUGUACGGACACUGUUCACUUUAGGGUUUCCUGUUUCCCCCAGAACCCCUUGCAUGUAUGAAAUCCUUGCUCUUUUUUAGCAUUUCACACUGUUUGGUUGAUCAGUCGUGUUAUAUGAACUCCCAUAAAUGUGUUGACUUAUUACCAGCAUUAACUGAGAGGCUCACCUUGGGAUUGAUCUUCUUCAUUUUCAGGGGAUGAGAGUUUCAAGUAUAUGGUAUUUCAUUUGAAGAGCAUGAUAAGGCUUACAGCUUUAGUUAUCACUCCUUGUACAUUUACAAAAAUAACGGCACAGCUUGUCAUCUGUUUGGAAACUGAAAAGGAUCGUGUGCCCCCCUGCCUUUCAUUUGAAAUACUUUGGGAGCUCUGAACAUCCUAAAUGAAUUGGUGAUCUCAUUUGUUUAAUUAGAAUUGCAAGUGGAUUCCAAAAUGCACACAGACAGAGAUUAAUUGUAUGAAAGUUCUUUAAAUACACUUUUGGGGUACAACUGUGAUAAAUGGUUUAUUUGACUUCAAGCAAAUCACAGUUCCAAAGAUACUCUCUGUUUGAUCUCAUUGUUUGCUUUAUUACAAAGGAGUUGCACGUUUGUGGUCAGUGCUUUAAAAGAAGUCCUUGAAUCACAGCGUUGGAGGCUUUAAAGGUUUGUGAUCACUGGCUUAGUUAACUUAAGAAAAGCCUUACUUUUAGUAAUAAUAAUAAUAAUCCUUUUGAUUCUGCAAUUUUAUGAAUUUUGGGAAAGGUUACAAAGUUAUGUGGUUUAAAGUAUGCAAGUCUAUCUUAACAGAUUCUGGCUGCAGAUCUGCUGUUGAGCUGCAAAACCUACUAACCAAAAAAGCAAUGGCAUUUAAGGCCUGUGUCUUUCCAACAGAUGGUGGACCUUCCACUCCUAACAUCACUUCCACCUCCAGCCACAGGACACUGUGAUGUCAUUCCAGGGGGCCUGUGGAUGGAGGAGGUGGAAGUGAUGUUAGGAUUGGAAUGUCCACCAUCUGUUGGAGCCAGAAGUGACGUUGAUGUUCGAUGCCCUUUUUGUUAGUAGGUUUCAUGGCUCAACCCUUUGUCAAAAGGAGGUCUGCAGCCACAUCCCUCUCAAGUCUGGAGGCGAAUGUUCUCAAGAUUAGGUACUGUGUAAGUGAAAUGUCGGGCUGUAACAUGUAUUGUGGUAGGGAGCCGUUCAUAUUGCCUCAUUUGCAGCCUUACAGACAGCUUUAUUUAUUUAUUUAUUUUUUGCCCUCUCCAAUUUAUUUUUGUUGAUUUUUAUUUAAGAACAGUGACCACCAUGUCCCUCUUUAUUCUUACAGACACCUUUCUCCCUGUGUCUUGUCUUGUGGAUUGGCACAACAGGAUAGUGAUGGCUGCACCCACCAAUCAUCAUUUUUAAUCAUUUAGCAGCUCUUUUUCAUUUUAUGGCAAAAGCCAGUUUCUAUCAAUUCAUUCUGUAUAUUUUUAUAGACUCAUCAUUUUAAAGAAUAAUGUCUGAGAACCUGUGGUGGGCUGGCACCCUGCCCGGGGUUUGUUUCCUGCCUUGUGCCCUGUGUUGGCUGGGAUUGGCUCCAGCAGAACCCGGUGCCCCUGUAGUUAGGAUAUAGCGGGUUGGGUAACUGACUGACUGACUUUGUAUCUUUAUUUGUUUGUAUACGCCAUCUGUUGGAAUGAGAACUGCAGUGUUUUUGAUUAGUGCACUCAACAAAUUUCUUGGAAUGGAUGUGUCGAGAAUGAAAUCCUGGAGUGAACACGUGAAGAGCUAAAAGCACUAAGGUGUGUGUGUGUGUGCUCUUUGGCGGGCUGGCGCCCUGCCUGGGGUUUGUUUCCUGCCUUGUGCCCUGUGUUGGCUGGGAUUGGCUCCAGCAGACCCCCGUGGCCCUGUAGUUAAGAUAUAGUGGGUUGGAUAAUGGAUGGAUGGAUGUCUGAGAACUUACAGUGUUGCGUCAUGAACAUUUUAUUUUUAUUUUCUGUGUACAGAAGACAAAAUCAGAAGCCAUAGGGAGAAAGAAAACCAUCGCAUUUGUGGUACAGAAAAGUCAAAUAACCAUCAUAAAGGUCACUGAAUGUUUGAAAGAAUUAUGGAUUUUGCAAAUAAACUUUAUCGGGAAUAGAGAGUGUGAAUCAGUACUUUUUAAUUGUGGAGAAAAUUAGUUAUAAUUACAAUUUGCCUUGAAAUUAUAAUUAUUUUCAUAAAGUAUUUCAUUGUUUAUUUUCUUAAAUUAUAGAGUGGAAUUUGUCAAAUGUUAAAGUGUUUAAUUUAUAUU